AUGGAGAUCGAGAUGUCACAGUUCUCCGGAAAGGGACUCUACAGGGUAUGGGAUUUCGCCCCGCUGUUUAGAGGUAUAUGCAUAACGAUGUUCAUUUUGGGAGGAGUCAGUAUGUCCAUCUAUCCCACUAUGCGAGCCUGGACCAUCGAGUUCCUGGUCAAUUCCUUCCGGUCAACGCUACCUUGGUCAAGCUGUAAUAACACGUGGAACACUGACCGAUGUGUUGAAGUCCAAAUAGCUACAAGUGUUAUGCAUAACUUGUCUACAAUAAAUGCAUCUUCAGCAGUUUUAAGCAAUAUGACGGGAAUGUCCUUGUCUCCAUCCAUUGUUACAGAGAGUAUAUCCGCGGCGGAGGAGUUUUGGCAAUAUCACGUCCUAGACCUGUCCUCUGGUAUUGAGGAUGUGGGACCUGUCAAUUCGAGGUAUGUUCUAUACCUCAUCGUCACUCACAUACUCGUCUACCUCUCACUGGUGAAAAGUGUCAAGUCCUUUGGAAAGGUGAUGUAUGUGACUGCUUUACUUCCGAUCGUUUUGGUCUUUGUUAUCUGGAUCCGAGCCCUAUUGAUACCUGGUGCCAUGACAGGUAUGGCGUAUUUUAUCACUCCGGACUUCUCCGUGCUGUCAAACUCUAAGGUAUGGAUAGAGGCCGGAUUCAUGGCAUUUUACACACUGGGUCCAGGCUGGGGAGGACUGGCAACGUUUGGCUGUCACAACAAAUUCAACGAGAAUAUCUUGACUGACGUCACUAUUACAUCUGUAGUUGUUCUACUGUUUGGAUUGCUGAACGGUCUGGUUGUGUUUGCCGUUGUUGGCGUUAUGGCCGAAGAGUCUGGAAUCCCUGUUCAGGAAAUAAUUACUUCCGGCGGAUUUUCUCUAGGAUUUGUUGCCUAUCCCCAGGCCCUAACCUACCUACCAUUCUCUCAGGUGUGGGCUGUACUGUUCUUCCUAGCCUUGCUGAUGCCCGGAAUGGACAUGCAGACCGUUACAUUCGAGCCAAUGAUGAACAUUUUAGAGGAGGCAUUUCCGAGGCUGCGGAAGCGCCGACUAAUAGUGUUAGCAGUAAUUACAACUGUCGUGUUCCUUUUCGAGAUUCCCUUCCUCACAAGAGCCGGGGCGUACAUUUUCCAACUGAUGGACUGGUACGGAGCGGCGUUUAGUGUGGUGGCCAAUGCUCUCUUGGAAUCCUUUGUGUUCUUCUGGAUAUAUGGAGGUGACCGGGUCAGCCGAGACGCUUUCAUGAUGUUUGGACGUCCACUUCCGGCUUUCAUUCGAGUUAGUGGUGCCUACAUCACCCCCUUGGCUUUAUUGAUGUUGCUGGUGAUCAGUUUUUUCUCAUAUCGUCCUCCUACUUACGGCACCUAUAUCUAUCCAGACUACUGUAACGUGUUAGGAUGGACGCUGAUCACAGCCACCGUCCUGCCUUUCUUUGUAAUGUUUAUAGUACUGCUUCUAAAGACGUCGGGGACAUUGACUCAGCGCUUGCGCAAGACCUCAUCACCGAUGUUGACCUGGUGUCCAGUGGAACCUAAGUAUAGAGAACAGUACCGGAUGUCCGAAGAUUCACGUGACACGUCCCUAUUACAAUUAGCUUGGUUUAACCUGACAGGGAGUGGUGGUAUUCAUCUUAACAGUGAAAUCUGCGUCUAUGACGCCAACGAAUAUACAGCCAUGGAAAUGACCUGA
Ylistrum balloti is the source of this 1683-nucleotide messenger RNA. Its product is annotated as sodium- and chloride-dependent glycine transporter 2-like. Gene Ontology annotation, cellular component: membrane. The transcript has 13 exons. Gene Ontology annotation, biological process: sodium ion transmembrane transport. Bases 1 to 1683 code for a protein of 560 amino acids. Lineage: Eukaryota; Metazoa; Mollusca; Bivalvia; Pectinida; Pectinidae. The record is from RefSeq and is a predicted model, not a curated record.